GUAGAAAAACAGCUGAAGAUCUGUGGCUUUAAGAGGAAUAUGGAUGUCUUAGUAUUGUAUCUGGCUGGACAAGGACUGAGAAGUAUCCCGAGUCUAUCACGGUUUCACAGGUUAAGGUACUUGUGGAUUAAUAACAAUAAGAUCCAAGAUUUGACUUUCUUGGUCAAAAACCAUUGCUUGACAGAAGUCUACCUCAACAAUAAUGAACUCACAGAUAUAUCAGGUGCUCUGAAACACUUGUGUGCAUUACAGAUUCUGUUGCUUCACAACAACCAGUUAAAAAACCUGGGCAAAACAGUGAAGGAAUUAAAAGGAAUGAUAAGCUUGCAGACCCUAAACUUAUUCCAUAACCCUCUGGCACAAGAUCCAGGCUACCGGCUUUAUGUGAUAUACUUCCUUCCUUCAGUACAGCUCCUUGACAGGAAACCAGUUACGCAAAGAGAAAGAGAAUCAGCACUGCAUGUCUACAACCAUGAAAGAUCUUGCGUUGUGCAGUCGAUAGCUUUUGGAAAGCGAAUAAAUACACCACUGGUGACUAGAAAAGGAUCUAGCAGAUGCACUCAACCAGCCAGAAGACUGAUGCGUUCAGGUUGUGAAUUUGGAAAUCACACAAAUAAAGUUCCAUUUGAAAACCCCGCAGAUGCUGUUUUUCUAAGGGCAAUGACAAGAUCUAUAAUGGAGUUUUCCUCUGUUGACUGGAAUAAAGUAUCCACCUGUCAAGAAAGACGGCUUGAAAGCAAAGCAGAAGAGCCCCAUGAGACGCUGACAGUCAAAUUUAGAUAAGUGUUUUCUUCCUUAAGAAAAAAAAUCUAUUCCUCCAUCUGCAGUGCAUAGAAACCUGUUAUGUAAGUUAAUAUCUAUGUAAUACGUGUACACUGAAGCUUGCGUCUAAUUAAAUUAACUUCUAGCAAAAAAAAAGUGUAACAUUUAUUUUAUCUUCAGAUAUGUAAUAUGCAGAGUCAAAAAAAGAAGAAAAUAAAUGGUAAAUGGUAGCAAUAUUAUAGUAAAGCUGCUUGAAAUAUAAUUCUUACAAUGAUUGUUAUUAUCACAAAUUAACAAAGCAGAACUGCAAGUUAAUUUCUAAGAAACUGAGGAAAAUAAUUUAGUUCGUUAUGGUUUCUGCCAGAGCAUGAGACUUCUUAGCCCACCAAUUUGUGUCUUCCUCCCUCAAAAUAAAGAUAAAAGAAAAACCCCAUGAAGCUUUUCUUAUCUCUUUGUGGGAUUAUUUGUGUGCUGCAUGAAUACACUGAGAAUUCUCAGUUUUAUGAGGUUACUGUUUACGGUUUGAAUAUAGUGGAGCCAUGUGCUCUUAAGCAUCCUGAACUUGUGGAUGGAGAUCUUAAGAUCUUCAGAACUCACCCACAUCCAUGAGACUUAAGAUCCUGGACUAGCUCUUGAC
Messenger RNA from Struthio camelus australis, 1399 nucleotides. NCBI's taxonomy places the organism in Eukaryota, Metazoa, Chordata, Aves, Struthioniformes, Struthionidae. The record is from RefSeq and is a predicted model, not a curated record.